Magallana angulata is the source of this 4123-nucleotide messenger RNA. RefSeq names its product low-density lipoprotein receptor-related protein 6-like. Gene Ontology annotation, molecular function: calcium ion binding. The coding region runs from base 177 to 3629 and encodes 1150 amino acids. Lineage: Eukaryota; Metazoa; Mollusca; Bivalvia; Ostreida; Ostreidae. The record is from RefSeq and is a predicted model, not a curated record. The transcript is spliced from 20 exons.
UGUAGACGUCUUUGAUCCAGUUAAAGGUAUGUAUAGUUCAAAAGGGUAACAUAUUUGAAUAAAAUGGAUGAAUGGUCAUAUCUAUAGUGGUGAUCCUUUUAAAGUAAAAAGACACACCGUAAAAGGAAACUCUUAAUUAGGCUCAAGCCCUACAAGGGGAUACUAACCGAUACACAAUGGUUGUUAUAAUCGUGUUCAUAUUUCUUUUACCGUUUCAGCUAAUAUAUGGUUUAUCCGAAGACAAAGGAUUAGUCAUGGGAGUCUGGAAUAACGCUUCCUUUAUAACCACCCUGGGAAUACCUAACUCAAAUUUGGUCCAAUUCAACAACUUCAGAUUCAAUCUAUCGCCCGUUCAAACAAGAAUCACCAGUAUAGCAGCCGGCCCGGAGAGGUCGCUGUAUUUCUCCGCGGAGAGAGGGAUAUAUGAGAUAAGUAAUUACAGCAUAUGGAACAACGAGUCCUUCACGAUAUCCCCUGUAUACCGGGGGAAGUCUAACUGGGUGGGUCAGAUUGCUGUGGAUGUUCUGUCUAACAAUAUUUACUGGUGUGACGGUCUCCUCAACUGGAUAGCCAUGAAGCCGCUGUCAGUGACCAAUGCCACCACAAGCCUGACCUACAGAGUCCUGAUUGACAGGGACCUGCACCAGCCCGAGGGCCUGGCGCUGGAUCCUCACGACGGACUGAUGUUCUUCUCUGAAAACUACCCACGUUGUCGAAUAGAGCGGGCCUCAAUGAGUGGAAACAACAGAACGGUUCUCCUAUACUCCGGUCUGAUCAGAGUGAUGUCCCUUUCCCUGGAUACGGAGGAUAAGCGGGUGUUUUGGGCGGACUACGAACGACACACGGUGGAGACGUGUGGUUAUGAUGGCAGCGACAGGAGAGUUCUCCGGCGUAUGAACGGCGUGCCCAUCACUGGCCUGCAGUUCUAUGAAAACGUGGUUCACGGAGUCAGUCCGGCCAGGAGAACGGUGGUUGGUAUUGACGCCAAUACCGGGGACGUUGUGUACGACUCGGUGAUACCUAUGGGAGACCCUUACGCGGUCACUGUGUUUGAUGCCGCUGUCAACACCUCUAUUAUCGAUCCAUGCUCUCUGAUACAGUGCCAGCAAAUCUGUGUGAACACGCCCUCCGGUCCCACCUGUCUGUGUGGGGAGGGAUUCUUGCUAGAAGCUGACGGGUUGUCAUGCAAAGUGAGGACGUGGUUUCAUGAUAAGGGGCUGAUCAUAAACAAUGCUACAAUGUUCUACAUGCUCGACACAAGGUUUAUCAAUGGCCAAGGAGGAAGAGUUCCGUAUAUGGUGACGUCAUCAAUAAUAUCCACAUUCACUGUUAAUGCCCAUUCAAGAUUAAUUUACUUUGCUGACGCAAAAACCAACUCUCUAUACGAGCUCAACCUUUUCACGCAUCGCUAUAGACUGGUUACUUCAACUGCGCCCGCUGCAGAUCUGACGUAUGACUGGAUGACGAACUCUCUCGUGUGGAUUGAGCCCGACCACUCCUCCAUUAGAACUUUUUCACUGGUCCUUGGACAAAUAUCAACCAUCUACUCGAAUCUUCAGCAGCCUACAGCGCUAACGGUUGACGCCCAGAAUGGUUAUAUUUUUUGGAUAUCGAGAGCGUCCUCGGCUAUAUUGCGGGGAAGCAGAGACCGGAAGUCUCCACACGUCGUCCUGCCGUCGCUGACCAGCCCUAGGCACCUGUAUUACGACGUUUCUAGUCAGAGGUUAUUUUGGUUGGAGAAUGGGAUGUUUAUCAAAAGCUGCCUGAUUAAUGGAGCAGACGUAAAGAGCCACGUGAUAGCUUUUAAUGCGACAAAUAUAUUUGUAUACAAGGAUUACCUCGGUUGGUUGAACGGGAACCAAAUCCAUUUCGCAAAGCAGACGUCCGUUGCAUCUGAAGUGUUGUUUAAUAUUUUUGCAACACCAAAAGAAGUUGUCGUUUUUGACCCGAUUCUACAAAGUAACUUACAAGGAACAUGUCAAAUCCUAAAUGGUGGUUGCGAUGACAUCUGUAUUCCGACCGGUGAAGGCCGAGAGUGUAAGUGUGACGCUGGGUCACAGCUCCAGUCGGACUCCACCACGUGUAGUACCAAUGUAAAACCCGAUGACUUCCUGGUAGUGACCGAUUUCUCUCACGACCGUAUACUGCAAAUAGACAUGAUUACGGGCGAGAUGUCAAGGCUGCCCCUGACCGUCAAGAAAUGUACGGGACUUAGUCUGGACCAAGCAUCACGGGAACUCCUCUACUCAGACCAAACUCUAAAAACCAUACAAUCUUUCUCUCUACUCACAAAGAACACGACAGUUUUGUAUACUACAGGUUUUUACUUUGCGGAGCGUAUGGCGGUGGACGCCUCUACAGGACACCUCUACUUCACAGCCCUCUCCACUCUGUCCAACUCCAGCUACAUCGGAGUCAUUCAUCAAACCCUACGUGUCCACAGAACUCUGAUCCCCAACCUCCAAACUCCCAGGGCCAUUGCUUUGUAUCCGUCAAAAGGAGUGCUGUUCUGGACAGAGAUUGGACCACUUCCCGGAAUAGGCCGGGCAUAUAUGGACGGUACUUCUAGAGAGUACAUAGUCUCACGUGACAUCCUAGUCCCCAACGGUCUGGCCAUAGACUACGAAGCGAAUAGAAUCUACUGGACUGACGGGGAAAAGAAUCAGAUUGAAUCUUCAGACAUUGAUGGAGGCAAUAGACAGGUGUUGACCUCUGACCCUGGCGCCCUGAUGAUGGACAUUGUGGUCAAUGGGCAGUUCCUGUUCUACACCGCGUGGAAUCGUCAAAGUGUGACAAAAAUUAAUAAGACAACGGGUCUUAACGGUCCAUUUAUGGCGGACAAUCCAGAACUAGGGCGCUUAGACAGCCUGGAUAUUUUUGCCGACGAUUUUCUUGAUGUAAACAAGGCAUGCUCUGAUGGGGAAGGACAAUGCAGUACGUUCUGUUUCCCGACUCCCAGUGGUGGAAUUUGUGGGUGUCAAGACAACGUCAGUUUACUGCCAAAUAACAAAACAUGUGUGGGAGCUCCCCGCUGUACGUCCGAUCUCACGGGCCUGGAUCUACUGGAUUGUGAGCCGUCCGCGGGACUCUCCUGUCGGUUCCAGUGUCAGCCUGGCCUCACGCUCACCCUCAACACAACCCUGAUCUGUACCCCCGGGGGCCAGUGGAACGUGAACCCGGAUACUCUCUGUGCAGCAGCAACAGUUGUAUUUACAAACGAAGUCCAGUCUGGUAUUUUUGAGAAGUACUCCCUGUACAUAUACAUCGGGGGUGGGUGCGCCCUCCUGAUGGUGCUGGUGCCCGUCUCUCUUCUCCUGCGGCGGUUUGUCUGCCGUCGUAAAACCAAGGAACCACCAAGGCUACACUACGAGAGCUCAGUGACGUCGGAGUCUAACCCUUACUCGGCGUUCAUGAACAGGGGGUAUGAGAACAGCUGCAUGGACCGGCCCAAGUCUGGCGAGUACAACACCAUAGCCGAGAUGAUGAUGUACGAGGACAUGAAGGCCCCGGGGGGCGGGACUACUGACCCCCAGAAUCCGUAUCUCAAACCGUGUGACAAUCGGGAUAUGGACACGUACUUCAUCCCGUGUACUGAACACACCGAGAGUCCAUAUCUGAAAGCAAUAUGAAGCAGGGACACUUUAUUCAAGUCUUGAUUUUAUAUAGGCUUGUUUUAGAAUUUGUUUUAUUGUAUGAUGUUUUUUUAUCAUGCAAUUAUUAAUUUUGUAUAUCCUUUUUAAGUCUUAGUUACGUGUAAUAUAAUUAUUAUUAUUAAAUGAUGAAAAUGCAAAAUUUUACAAAUCGUUUUGCUAUAGCCCAUUGGAUUUUCUCAUUCAUUUAUCAGUGGAACACUACGUAUGUAGUAUGCAAAAAAGCCUUGAAAAAACUUAAACACACACACACAAAUCACAGAGAAACCAACAAACAAAUAAAAUCUUUGGAAGGGGUCAAUUAGUAAUUCUGGUUCAUAUAAUGACUAUUCCCACGUAUUUAAUAAAUGAUAAGACAGAUGUAUAUUUCAGACCAUUAUUUUAUCAUGUUAUAUUUACAUUUUCCAGUGUCUUUGCCUGUGAUAACACUACAUAUCGAUUUUGUACUAUAUAACCCAUAACUUCAAAUGACG